Episyrphus balteatus (marmalade hoverfly) is the source of this 1605-nucleotide messenger RNA. RefSeq lists its product as uncharacterized. The record is from RefSeq and is a predicted model, not a curated record. The transcript is spliced from 4 exons. NCBI's taxonomy places the organism in Eukaryota, Metazoa, Arthropoda, Insecta, Diptera, Syrphidae. The coding region runs from base 207 to 1520 and encodes 437 amino acids.
AGUAAAAUGGAAAAGUAGCAAUUGACUCAAUGACUUAGCUUAUCUGACAGUACAUAAGUUAAGUAUUGCCUGGCAGAUCGACCAGUAUAAAUAAUUUCGUCUUCUCUGAGCCAACUCUCGUGUUGUCGCUGUCGUCGUCGCUGCCGCCCAUUGUUUUGUGCUCAUUUAUACUCUUUUAUUUUAUUACGUCAGUAGUGUUUACAAACAUGGCAGAUAUCGAAGAAACAAAAAAUUGGAUUUUAAAUACUGUUUGGCCGGAAAUAUUAAAAGGUGGAAAGCUCAACAAAUGUUCGAAAAAUUCGGAAAAAUUGAGUGAAAACAAUGAAUUUACGGUGCUGGAUGUUAUUAUUAAUCCCAUUAGCAUAGAGGAAGCAUUUAUGCUUACAAGUUGCUAUCGAGUUAGAAUAGACUACACAUGCAAUGGAGAGACAAAAUCUCUCUCGCUGGUGGCUAAGCGAACUCCCAUAGAUAUAACACCUGAAAACUAUGAAGCAGUAAAUUUCGAUAGUUUAUUUCAAAACGAAGUCGUAGCUUACAAUGAAAUAAUUCCUACAUUGAUGAACCUAUCUGAGCCAAAUAAAAGUGAAAUCAGUUUACCUACAUAUUUCUAUUCAAACAUAACCGAAACUGAAGCUUCAAUUGUGCUUGGUGAUUUCAAGGAAGAUGGUUUUCAACUUUCUCCAACUCGAUUUAAUCUAUCAUUGGAACAUAUUUUACGAGGAGUGGAGCAUAUUGGAUUUUUCCAUGGAUUAUGUUACGCCCUUAAGGAACUCAAUAAGAAAAAAUUUGAUCAUAUUGUUUCAUUGGCAAAGGAAUCUCGUUAUGUGAAACCACCUCCAGAAACAUGGGAUGCCCUUGGUCCAAUAACAAUUGAACGAUUAACACAAGCUACAGACAAAUUUUAUCCAGAAUUCCCAAAAGAUUUCCAAGAUAAACUCAAACAGCUUUUAACUAGUAACUAUGAGUAUAGUAAGAAACGGGUGCAGCCAAUUGAACCAUACGCUACACUAUGCCAUGGUGAUUAUCUCAGAAACAAUAUUGCAUUCGCUUAUGAAGAUUAUGAGAAUCCAACUGUUCCGAAAAAAGCAAUGAUGUUCGAUUUCCAAACACUCAGAUACUCCUCGCCAAUGGUCGAUCUAACAACCUUCUUAAAUAUUUCAGCUGGAAAGGAUGUCAGAGUACCACACUUUGAUGAAAUUUUUGAUACUUAUCACAAAAAACUUAUUUUGACUUUUGAAGAGCAGACGAGAAAAGAGAUUCCAGAGUUUAUGUCAAAGCCGAAUAUGUUAAAAGAAUAUGUGCGUUAUCUACCUUACAGUCUUAGCAUUGCUUCAUUCUUCCUUCCAAACAUGCACGAACCAAAUAAUCUGUUUGCCACAAUGUUGGGGGACUUUGAUUUAGAAAAACUUAGAGCAGGUUUAAUGGCUCUUGGUGGAGAUUCAGCUGAUAUGGAAAUUGCAUCUUUACAAAAAGAACUGUAUGAAUUUGCUGUCAAAGAAAAUAUUAAUAUAUUUGAAUAGAUUCAAUUUUAUAUUUGAAUAGUGUAAUUAUUGUGAAAAUUUUUUUAUGUUGUAUUGAAAUAAAUGAUUUUUUGUUUGGUCGAAA